CGGGCGGAACGAAUGCGCCAAAUGCCUCUGCUAGUGACAGACUACUGCUGGACACAGACAGAGUCCACGGUCCACAUCAGCGUGCCUUUGAAAGGAGCAAAAGUGGGGAAAGUGGACAUCCUGUCUGCAGACGAAUACCUGAAGGUGCAUUUCCCGCCAUAUCUGUUUGAAGCCUUCCUGUUUGAACCUGUUGAUGAUGUCAGGAGCACAGCGAAGGUUGGGAACGGAGUCGCAGUCAUCAGUUUACCAAAGAGGACCAACAAAGUGUGGGAUCAUCUGAUGAUAACUACAAAUCAAAGAGGCAACAGGGACGCGAAGAGCAAGAUAAAACAAGUGGACCUGCCUGCUCCGAGACUUGUUGGAAAUAUUCAGGUCUCAUUCACCCCGCGAGUUUUCCCAACGGCCCUCAGGGAAUCCAGAGUGCCAGAGGAGGCAGAGUGGCUGAAGAAACAAGCUGAAGCCAGGCGUGCAGUAAAUGCAGAUGUAGAAGAGCUGAAGGACCUGAAGGAGGAGGAGCGGAACCCUGACUGGCUGAAGGACAAAGGAGAUAAAUGCUUUGCGGCCGGGGACUACCUGGGUGCAGUGAACGCCUACAACCUGGCCAUCAGGCUCAACAGAAAGAUCCCAGCUCUGUAUUCAAACAGGGCUGCAUGUCAUCUGAAGUUAAGAAAUCUUCACAAGGCCAUUGAGGAUUCCUCUCAGGCGCUUGAUCUGCUGACUCCACCAGUCGCUGCCAAUGCAGCUGCCAGAAUCCGAGCCCACGUCCGCCGAGGAUCUGCUUUCUGCCAGCUACAGCUCUAUGCAGAAGGGCUCCAAGACUACCAAGCUGCUCUAAAAAUUGUCCCUUCCAAUAAAGCGCUGCAGGCAGACGUGCAAAGAAUCAGGGACAUGAUUCAAGGCACUGCAGCUGAACCUGACACCCAGUGAGACACAGAAUGUACUGUACAUACGUAUAUGGCUCUUUAUUGUUUGCAUUGUUUGCCUGUUACCCAGUGGUUUAAUAAGGUCAAAGGUAUGCCAGGCACAGACCUGGAAAAGAGCAGAUCAGUAAGCACAGAGCACCCUCGUGUGGUCAAAUGUUGCUCCUCCUGAAAUGAAAUGAAAUCAGCAUGUAACUGAAUGGAUUUCGUUAUUUUCCAAAUAAAUGUUUACAUUGCCGCUUUUUCAGUACC
This is a messenger RNA of Morone saxatilis (striped sea-bass), 1172 nucleotides long. RefSeq names its product dynein axonemal assembly factor 4 (gene dnaaf4). Lineage: Eukaryota; Metazoa; Chordata; Actinopteri; Moronidae. Gene Ontology annotation, molecular function: nuclear estrogen receptor binding. The coding region runs from base 13 to 927 and encodes 304 amino acids. The record is from RefSeq and is a predicted model, not a curated record. The transcript is spliced from 7 exons. Gene Ontology annotation, biological process: cilium movement; outer dynein arm assembly; heart development.